Messenger RNA from Morchella importuna, 2859 nucleotides. RefSeq lists its product as uncharacterized. Bases 1 to 2859 code for a protein of 952 amino acids. The transcript is spliced from 8 exons. The record is from RefSeq and is a predicted model, not a curated record. NCBI's taxonomy places the organism in Eukaryota, Fungi, Ascomycota, Pezizomycetes, Pezizales, Morchellaceae. Gene Ontology annotation, molecular function: calcium-activated cation channel activity. Gene Ontology annotation, cellular component: plasma membrane.
AUGGGUACCUGUCUAGUCGAUGGUGUUAAUCACCUAUUCCGGCGUGAAAUGGACCAGAAGCUUUCGUUGUUCCUUAACAUGGUUCAGUCUCCCUUCCGGCAGGAAUUCAGUACAGACGCUUUCUUUGCGUCAUUGGGAUCGUCCUUGGGGAUUUCAGCAGCAAUACUAUUAGCAUGGUGUUUAGUCAGACCCUAUAACUCUGUCGUUUACGCUCCAAAACUACGGAAUGCCGAUGAGAAGCACGCGCCGCCGCGGAUAGAGAAAGGAUACCUUGCGUGGCUUACGCCACUAUUGAAAUGCCAUGAGGCGGAUCUCCUACCGAAGCUCGGGCUUGAUGCCAUCGUCUUUCUAAGGUUCUUACGAAUGUGCCGAAACAUAUUUUUUGUCUUGGCCAUUCUUGGUUGUGCGGUCAUGAUUCCAGUCAACGUCAGCUGUAACCUAAAGAAUUCGUGGACAGAUGUAAAUGGGACUUCGAGCUCGAGAAAGUGGUUUGUUCUUAUGAGCCCUAACUACACUUGGGGUAAUUGCAUGUGGGCCCAUGUCAUCGUCGCUUGGGUCUUCAAUUUUAUCAUUAUGUACUUUCUAUACACAAAUUAUGCCGCCAUCACAACUAUGCGCAAGAAUUUCUUCGAGACUCCCGAGUACCAGGCGUCACUUCAUUCGAGAACAUUGAUGAUCACGGAUAUCCCAAGCUCAUAUCGUUCCGAUGAUGGAUCUUCCGGGCUUAUCGACGAACAUGGGAAAGCUGUCAGAAAGCUUGAAGGGUUUCUUGCAAAAUACUUGAAGAAUCCCGAUAACCUCCCUGCAAGAAGACCUGUUUGUAAACCGCAUAAAAACGAUAAAUCGGUCCCACAGGAUUCGGAUGUGGAUGCUAUCGAAUAUCUUGGUCAGAGGAUCAAAGAUUUGGAGAAGCACAUUUAUGCCAUUCGAGAUACAAUCGACAAACGGGAUGCUCUGCAAUAUGGGUUUGUGUCAUUUCCAACCAUCUCAAGAGCUCAUAUAGCUGCCAAGGCCAGUCGAGGGAAGCACCCUAAGGGUACUACUAUCAAAUUAGCCCCGAGGCCUAAUGAUAUCAUUUGGGAUAACUUGACUCGCUCAAAGAGUGCAAGGCGUGGGAACAAGAUGAUUGGAAAUUUCCUUUUCGUGAUGCUUUCAAUCCUCUUCGUAAUACCCAAUGCUCUUAUUGCGGUGUUUCUGUCAAAUCUUCACAACAUUGCAGCUAUUUGGUUUGAGUUUUCGGUAUAUUUGAACCAACAUUAUAAAGCAUUUGCUAUAGUUCAGGGUUUCCUUGCACCGACUAUUACAUCAAUUAUCUAUCUACUUCUUCCCAUUGUUAUGAGACGUAUCUCAGCAUGGCAGGGAGAUGUCACGAAGGCUUCUCGUGAGCGCCAUGUCACCAGCAAGCUGUACUUCUUCUUUGUGGUCAACAAUUUGAUCCUCUUCACCUUGUUCGGAACUCUCUGGACCACCAUUCAAACUUUGGUUACAAUUUCGGAUACUGCGGGGCUUACCUGGGACGCCGUCAAGAGUAUUGGGAUAGCAACGAAAAUUGCUAUCGCCAUGUUCGAUGUCUCGACAUUCUGGAUUACCUACCUUCUACAAAGAAAUCUUGGCGCUAUUUUGGAUAUCGCACAGCUAGUCUCAUUAGUCUCGAAAAGUCUUUACAGGCGAUUUGCAUCCCCAACCCCACGGCAGAUGAUUGAGUGGACUGCUCCGCCUACAUUCGAGUAUGCAACAUAUUACAACUACUUCCUUUUCUAUGCCACGAUUGGCUUGGUAUUCUCAACAAUCCAGCCUAUCGUCCUCCCGAUUGCAUUCAUAUACUUUUUGGUUGAUAGCUUUCUCAAGAAAUACUGUCUCAUGUAUAUAUUCGUUACCAAGAUUGAGAGUGACGGGUCGUUUUGGAGAUUACUCUUCAACAGGUUCUUGUUUGCAACUGGCUUUUUCAAUAUCGUGGUUGCUCUGGUGGUCUGGGUACGAUAUACCUCCCAAGCAGCGUUUUGCGUACUUCCUUUGAUUGCAUUUUUGAUUGGAUUCAAGUUUUAUUGCCGCAGAGUCUUUGAUGUUCAAAUUCGUUAUCAUACGAAGGGUACAGACCGGGAGAGUAUGAUCAGUGCAGGCAAAUUCACACGCAAAGACAAACUAGACAAGCGAUAUGGCCAUCCCGCACUUUGGCGCCCCUUGAUUACACCAAUGGUAGACGCCAAGGCGAAGCACGUUUUGAGCCAGGUUUACUACGGCAGAAUCAACUCGGAGCAGCAUAAAUCAACCUAUGGAGACGUCGGGUUGAGUCUCAUGCAGCCAGGACAGGCAGGGAGAAGGCAACAAGACCCACUUGCUCACCAAUUUGAGAUGGUCGAUGAGGCAGACAUGGACUUUCAGAAUUUUAAGCAUCGCGCAGAAUUCGCAUCUGAGCACGGUGGAAGCAAUGCAUAUGGGCCUAAUUUUGAUGCAUACAGCGACGCUGGAACAUUUACCCCACCACCUGGAUUCCAGUCACCGGCAAGUUCCAGACCUGGUACCCCCACCGGAAGACCAAAUCCUAGUCCCUUGUCAUUAUCCAUGAUAGGGUCGGACUACCAACAGGUUCCCAAUCCUGCGCCUCCGAGUUUUCGUGCGCAGAAACGCUCCGAGAGCCCAUAUCUUGGCGACAGAGUCAGCAUGAUGAGUCCAGAUGGAGGAGAAUCCGCGGUGGAUUGGAGCAUACAUGAUGGUCGCAGCGAAACGGGCUCAGUUACACAUCUCUUGAAGGACCAAGGGCAGCAUCACUACGUACCUGGGUCAUCUUCGAGACGAGGCCCUCAAUACCCACAACAGCCUUAUGAUCAUGAAGAAUACAGGGGGGCUCCGAGGCGGUAA